Carcharodon carcharias (great white shark) is the source of this 1656-nucleotide messenger RNA. RefSeq names its product gap junction alpha-3 protein-like. The record is from RefSeq and is a predicted model, not a curated record. NCBI's taxonomy places the organism in Eukaryota, Metazoa, Chordata, Chondrichthyes, Lamniformes, Lamnidae. Gene Ontology annotation, biological process: cell communication. The transcript has 2 exons. Gene Ontology annotation, cellular component: connexin complex. Bases 297 to 1373 code for a protein of 358 amino acids.
UUCAAGACUGCGAUGAACUUUUAAUGCUAAAAUAAGGACAGAGGAGACGCGCAGUUUACUCUCUGGUCUGGCGAAUGUUCAACGUCUGCAGAAACCAUUUGGAAAGAGGAACGUUUUAUUUUCCCUUGAAACACAGCUGUUUUUAUUUAAGUUCAAGGGCAAAGGUUCGAUGAGGUUCGAGAAAUAAUUGUCCAGGAGAGUCUUACUUGCGAGACAGAAGAGGCUGCUGUGAGAUAUAUCGAGUGAGCCGCUCUGAUUAAUACCAUCCUGUGCGAGCGAGCUAAAAGCAGGAAAGAAUGGGAGACUGGAGUAUCUUGGGGAACCUGUUGGAAAGUGCCCAGCAGCACUCCACCGUGGUAGGAAAGGUGUGGUUAACGUCUCUGUUCAUUUUCCGUAUUCUGGUGCUGGGGACUGCCACCGAGAAGGUCUGGGGAGAUGAGCAGGUCUUCUUUUCCUGCGACACCAAACAGCCCGGCUGUCAGAAUGUCUGCUACGACAGGAUCUUCCCCAUCUCCCACAUCCGCUUCUGGGUGCUGCAGAUCAUCUUUGUGUCCACCCCCACGCUGGUCUAUCUGGGCCACAUCUUCCACCUGGUGCGGAUGGAGGAGAAACAGAAGCAGAGGGAUAAAGAGAAGCUGAGCAGGCAUCAACCUGGAGACAAGGAGGCAUUGACACAGAAUGCCAAGGACAUCAAAUGCCCCUUGCUGAAUGAUCAGGGCAAAAUUAGAAUGCAAGGAGCUCUUCUACGCACUUAUGUGUUUAACAUUAUUUUUAAAACCCUUUUUGAAGUUGGCUUCAUAUUGGCACAGUACUAUCUAUAUGGCUUUGAGCUCAAACCUCUUUACAAGUGUAGCUACCUGCCAUGCCCUAACACCGUUGACUGUUACAUCUCCCGUCCGACUGAGAAAACGGUUUUCAUUAUAUUCAUGCUGCUUAUGGCUUGCCUUUCACUACUUUUGAACCUAAUUGAAAUAUUUCAUCUAGGACUCAAGAAAUUUAGAAAGAGUGAGAAGGACAACCAAGUCUCAAAGUCCACCUGUAAGCAGAAUGGGGCGCUCCCAAUUGAGAGGUCGGAGCCCUGCGCCCCAAGUUACCAUUACUUUGCCAAUCACAGUGGGUCGCAGCUAUACAAGAUAGAGUCAGGCUUCAAUGUCUCCCCACUGACAAAAACAAACUCUGUGUGCCAUCCUUACAACGGCAAUAUGGCAAUAAAACAAAACCAAGACAAUUUUGCCAUGAUGGAUGACAAGCAGGGGAAUCAGGAGGAGACAAGCGCACUACCCAACAGCCAUGUUUCUGUGACUGACAAGAGGAGGAAUAGUGACACGAGCAAACAGAGCAAUCGGACCAGAUCAGAUGAUCUUGCAAUCUAAGUUUCUGGCUGCUGAAGUGACAAGCUGUUUACUAAAAUCAUUCCACUAGGACCUUAAAAAAAAGACCCAAAAAUUGUGGUGAGAAAAAUGUCAAAAAGACAAAUUGACCAACAUGGCAAAGUUGUUAAAAUAAUUUGCUCACUGUCAACACCAGAAUAAGGUUUCAGUUCUGUUUGAUUUAUAUAUAUUGUUAAUGUCAUUUGCCUCCUACAUCAAAAAAGACUCCAGAGGCUAUGACUUAAGGAGCAAAAUUCCCCUUUUAAUGAAAUUGUAUUUUCAGAAA